CUGCGGCUGGUGCUCGUCCAGUAGCCAGUGCAUGCCAGGAGACUACUUCUCUCCCAACGCUGGCCUUGGAGCUUGUCCGGUCGGGUGGAGUGUGGGGGCAUUUGCCAACUGCCCUCAGAACAACAACAUCUGGUUGGUCGGCAUCAUCUGCGCCGCCAUCAGCACCUUCCUCAUCGUGAUCUUGUGCAUUCACUUCAUCCUCCGCAUCCGAGCCGCUUCCAACCGGCGGCCCCGCUUGAUGUUCUUCCAGUACGGCGAUCAGUCUGGUGGCCUCGUGGCGCGGGAGCAAGUUCAACGCUUCCUUGACACCUUCCCUACGUUCAAGUUCGAUGAGAACAAGCUUCCCCCGUCUUUCUCAGCUUCACGAUCAUCCGAGGCAGAAGGUCAGACAGAAGGUCAGACAGACGGCCAGGACGAGGAGGACAACCGACCGACAUGCUCGAUAUGCCUUGGCAACUUCUUCACCGGAGAAGACUGUCGCAUGCUGCCUUGCCUACACGUCUUUCACAAGAACUGCAUCGACCAGUGGCUCUCGAUGAGUCAAGAAUGCCCCUUGUGCAAACGCUCCGUCAUCAGCAUGGCCAGCGAGGGGGAAAACUCGACAGCAAGCGCUUACCUGGUGCUUUUGCAGCAACACCAACAAAACCAACGUCAGCAGGAUCAGAAUGCAAGUCUAGGACAACCUCAUGAGAGCCAGGAGCCGGCGGGGCAUCAGAACGAGCCGGGGGGUCAUCAGCACGAACAGCAGGCUCGCGCUCCGACAGCAACAGCGGCUGUACCAUUUGACGACAGUAGAGUCGAGGGGAUCGUCGAUCAGUGCAGAGAUGAGGGUGAUAGCGAAGGGUCUGUGGACGCUGUUGUAUGAUGUAUGUGAACCCUUUUGAGGAGAGGCCGAUCUGCCAUUUUAAGUUAGAAGCGUGAGAGAAUCGUCUGUAAAACUAGUUUAACAGUACAAUAUUGUUGCCCGAUG
This is a messenger RNA of Guillardia theta CCMP2712, 970 nucleotides long. RefSeq lists its product as hypothetical. The transcript has 8 exons. The coding region runs from base 32 to 865 and encodes 277 amino acids. NCBI's taxonomy places the organism in Eukaryota, Cryptophyceae, Pyrenomonadales, Geminigeraceae. The record is from RefSeq and is a predicted model, not a curated record. Gene Ontology annotation, molecular function: zinc ion binding.